This is a messenger RNA of Saitoella complicata NRRL Y-17804, 2337 nucleotides long. Its product is annotated as NADH-quinone oxidoreductase. The transcript is spliced from 2 exons. Gene Ontology annotation, biological process: ATP synthesis coupled electron transport. Bases 102 to 2309 code for a protein of 735 amino acids. NCBI's taxonomy places the organism in Eukaryota, Fungi, Ascomycota, Saitoellomycetes, Saitoellales, Saitoellaceae. Gene Ontology annotation, molecular function: NADH dehydrogenase (ubiquinone) activity; iron-sulfur cluster binding. The record is from RefSeq and is a predicted model, not a curated record. Gene Ontology annotation, cellular component: membrane.
CGACAUCAACCGUUACUAAUCAGCAGGCCUGUCACAGCCGUCGGCCUUCCCUUAUAUACCCGUCCGCCUGAUUCGCCGUCUCUAUCUGAAGGGUUUACAUAAUGUUCAGCCGUAUUGCGUCUAGGGCUGCUCGCCGCGCUCUGCCUUCGGCAAACCGUGCUUUCUCGACUUCCCGUGUCGCCCGCGCCGAGGUUGAGUUGACUAUCGAUGGAAAGAAGGUUUCUAUUGAGCAGGGAUCCGCGUUGAUCCAGGCUUGUGAGAAGGCCGGUGUCUCUAUCCCAAGAUAUUGUUACCACGAGAAGCUCCAGAUCGCCGGUAACUGCCGUAUGUGUCUUGUUGAAAUGGAGCGCGCACCAAAGCCUGUCGCCUCUUGCGCCAUGCCCGUUCAGGCCGGUAUGGUCAUCAAGACCGACACCCCUCUCGUUCACAAGGCCCGUGAAGGUGUCAUGGAGUUCUUGCUGGCCAACCACCCUCUCGACUGUCCUGUCUGUGACCAGGGAGGAGAGUGUGAUUUGCAGGACCAGAGUAUGAGGUACGGAAGCGACCGGGGGAGGUUCCACGAGAUCACCGGAAAGAGGGCUGUGGAGGACAAGAACAUCGGACCCGUCGUAAAGACCAGCAUGAACAGGUGUAUUCACUGCACACGUUGUGUCCGUUUCGCCAACCAGAUCGCCGGUGCUCCUGAGCUCGGUAGUACCGGCCGUGGUAACGACAUGCAGAUCGGCACUUACAUCGAGCAGGCCCUCGACUCUGAGAUGUCCGGUAACGUUGCCGACCUUUGCCCCGUCGGUGCCCUCACCCACAAACCCUAUGCUUUCCGCGCUCGUCCUUGGGAGUUGAAGAAGACCGAGUCCAUCGAUGUUAUGGACGGUCUUGGUUCCGCUAUUCGUGUCGACUCUCGUGGCGUCCAGGUUAUGCGUGUCGUGCCCCGUUUGAACGACGAUGUCAACGAGGAGUGGAUUUCCGACAAGACCCGUUACGCUUACGACGGUCUCUCCGCUCAGCGUCUCACCAACCCCCUCGUUAAGAACGGCAACCGCUUCGAGCCCGCUUCCUGGGAGCAGGCCUUGAACCAGAUCGCUGAGGCCUACAAGCGUUUGUCUCCUAAGGGCGAUGAGCUCAAGGCUAUUGCUGGUCAGCACGCCGAUGCCGAGUCCAUGGUCGUCCUCAAGGAUCUCGUCAACAAGCUCGGUUCCGAGAACUUGGCUCUUGACAUCCCCAACGGCUCCAAGCCUCCUGCUCACGGUGUUGACGUCCGUUCCAACUACCUCUUCAACGCCACCGUCCCCGGAAUCGAGGACGCUGACCAGAUCCUCAUCGUCGGCUCAAACCCCCGUCACGAGGCUUCUGUCCUUAACGCCCGUAUCCGCAAGGCAUGGCUCCGCGAUGGGAUGGAGAUCUCCCUCGUCGGUGAGAAGAUCGACACUACCUUCGACUAUGAGCACUAUGGAGAGUCCGGCGCCGCCUUGAAGAAAGCCCUCGCUGGUGACCUCGGCAAGAAGCUCGCUGGUGCCAAGAAGCCCAUGAUCAUCGUCGGUUCUGGUGUCACCGAGCACGCCGAUGCUAAGGCCAUCUACGAGAUCCUCGGUCAGUUCGUCCACAAGAACAACGGUGUCUUCUUCAACGAGGAGUGGAACGGAUACAACGUUCUCCAGCGCCAGGCUUCUCGUGCCGCCGCCUACGAUAUCGGUUUCGUUCCCCCAUCAGAGGCCGUCGCGCAGACCACCCCCAAAUUCAUCUGGUUGUUGAACGCCGAUGAGGUUGCCGCUGCUGACCUCCCCAAGGACGCUUUCGUCGUCUACCAGGGCCACCACGGUGAUGUCGGUGCUCAGUUCGCCGAUGUCGUUCUCCCCGGAGCCGCUUACACGGAGAAGUCCACCACCUUCGUUAACACUGAGGGUCGUACCCAGGUCACCCGCGCCGCCGUCAACCCCCCCGGUGUCGCCCGUGUUGACUGGAAGAUCAUCCGUGCCGCCGCCGAGGUCCUCGAGGUCUCCCUCCCUUACGACGACAUCCACUCCGUCCGUGACCGCAUGAACGACAUCGCACCAUCCCUCUCCAGAUACGACCUCGUCGAGCCCUCAACACUGGCAGCACUCGGUGUCAAGGCACAGUUGGUUGAUGCGAACAAGGGCAGCAAGCCUACGGACGCACCAAUGAAGAGAGUGAUUGAGGACUUCUACAUGACUGAUGUUAUUUCGAGGUCUUCGGCGACUAUGGCGAGAUGUUCGGCGACUGGAUACAAGCACAACAACCCUGACCUGAGAGAUCCAUCAGUGCAGCCUAAGCCUGAGGUUGCUUACGGUUAGAUGGUGAAGGAUGUUGUGUAAGAAGAAG